Molecule: messenger RNA, 7225 nt
Organism: Vanessa atalanta (red admiral)
Lineage: Eukaryota; Metazoa; Arthropoda; Insecta; Lepidoptera; Nymphalidae
Gene: gpp
Product: histone-lysine N-methyltransferase, H3 lysine-79 specific
Exons: 17
Coding region: 133-3918 (1261 amino acids)
Biological process (GO): DNA damage checkpoint signaling; regulation of transcription regulatory region DNA binding; DNA repair
Cellular component (GO): nucleus
Molecular function (GO): histone H3K79 methyltransferase activity
Source: RefSeq, a predicted model, not a curated record
CAUGGCGCCCAGCCUAGUUCAGAGUGUGUGUGUGUGAAAGUGCAGUGAAAUUAUGUUAAUAUCAAUUGUUUAUAGUUAUAAAUUUAGUGUAUAAGUGAAAAGAGUGUGCAUUAAUGCAGCGGUUAUCUUAUCAUGGCUUUGGAUUUACGCUUGCACUCUCCUGCAGGCGCAGAACCUGUUGUUUAUACAUGGCCCCUUACAUCGGGUCAUGGCUCGGACAAACACGAUGGAGCCUUAGAAAUAGUCGAAACAAUAAGGUGGGUCUGCGACGACUUACCAGAGAUGAAAGGUGCAUUGGAAAAGAAUAUCCUAAGCGAUUACGACACCCACUCAUACGAAAGUAUGAGAGCACUCUGCGAUCGCUUCAACCGCGCCAUAGACUCUGUUGUCGCUUUGGAAAAGGGUACUUCCUUACCUGCCCAGCGUUUGAACAAGUAUCCUUCGAGAGGUUUACUGAAGCACAUUCUUCAACAGACAUACAACCAAGCUGUGUCGGAUCCUGACAAACUAAACCAAUAUGAACCUUUUUCACCCGAGGUUUACGGUGAAACAUCCUACGAAUUGGUGUGUCAGAUGAUAGAUCAGAUCGAUAUAACAGCGGAGGAUGUGUUCGUGGACCUCGGCUCGGGCGUGGGGCAGGUGGUGCUGCAGAUGGCCGCCGCCACGCCCUGCCGCAUCUGCUUCGGAGUCGAGAAGGCGGAAGUACCUAGCAAAUAUGCUGAGAGCAUGGAUUUACACUUUAGAAUGUGGAUGAGAUGGUAUGGCAAAAAAUAUGGAGAAUAUAAAUUAAUAAAGGGAGACUUUUUGAUGGAUGAGCACAGAGAGAAAAUAAAUUCGGCCACCAUCGUAUUUGUCAACAAUUUCGCUUUUGGUCCACAUGUCGAUCACCAAUUGAAAGAGAGAUUCGCAGAUUUAAAAGAUGGAGCCAAAAUUGUAUCUUCGAAAAGUUUCUGCCCGCUGAACUUUAGGAUAACAGAUAGAAACCUGAGCGACAUAGGGACCAUCAUGCACGUGAGCGAAAUGUCGCCGCUCAAGGGCUCUGUCUCGUGGACGGGAAAACCAGUAUCUUACUAUUUACACAUAAUAGAUAGGACCAAAUUGGAGAGAUACUUUCAAAGACUGAAAAAUCCGAAACUCAAGGUCAGCAAAAGGGGCUGCCAGGCCGGCGACGACGACAAGAGGAACGCCAGCGCGCCGCCCACGCGGCAGCCCACGCCGGACCUGCUCAACGGGAACAGCAACCACAGCACCGGCUCGCUGCCCGAGCGCCGCCGCAAGCUGGCGCGCCCGCGCCCCAUCAGGGGCGAGGUGGGACGCACACGUGCGCGCGCCGCGGCAGCCGCCAAGCGGCGGGUGGUGCGGCGCUCCAGCGACGAGAGCGAGGAGGAGUCGAGCGGCACGGACGAGCCGCCCGGACCGGAGCCCGCGCCGCGCGAGUGGGGCGCGCCCUGGGCCUCCUCGCCGCACUCCAACCGCAACCGGCGCGCGACGAACAAGCGCAGCGCGAGUGCGGGCGGCGCGCGGCGUCGCGUGGCGCGCGCCAAGCGCCGCCGCGCCGCGCCCGCCGCCAUCGCCGGCCUCGACCUGCUGCACUCCACCACGCUCGCCUCCACGCUGCACAAUGGCGCCGUGACGGCGCCGCCGCCGGGCUGCGUGGAGCAGCGGCUGUCGGCGCUGGGCGUGCAGCUGCAGCCGGCGGAGCGCCUGCACUCAGAGCUGGACAUCCCGCAGGCGCCGCACGCGCCGUACUCGCUGCAGCUGCUGCUCGACAUGUUCCGCGACCAGUACCUCGCCUUCAUCCGCCGCAUGAACACGCCGGAGUACGCCGCCGACAUACGCAACCAGAUCGAUAAGGAAAAGGAGAGAAAUCAAAAAUUGAAGUCCCGUGCUUCUCAGUUGGAUAAACAGAUCAAUGUGCUGAUUAGCGACAGCGUUGCCCUACUGAAAGCGCGUAUGAGCGAGCUUGGCAUUCACGCUAACAACACUGUCGAUCUUCUGGCGAAGGCGAAGGAGAUCGUGGGGCGCCAUAAGGAGUUGCAGAGUAAAGCUAGUAAAUUGCAGGCCCAGGUAAACAGUAUAGAGGCUGAACAGGCUAUGUUAGUGAAACAACGAACUUAUGAAAUAACGGAGAAGUAUAGACAGCUAGGACAUAUACCUCCAGAUGUAGAAAUAACACAAAGUAUAGCACACGAUUGUAUUUUAAAAGAGAUAUCGGCCACGUUAGCACAUAGAAAACGACUUCACGCACAAGUUGGCCAUCUGCAGAAUGAGAUAAUUCAGAUGGAAAGGGCCAGCGAGCAAAAAGUAAUGACUCCCACGGUUCCAGUUGCCACCGUCAAGCCGCACACAGUCAAUUCAAAACCUAGGAAGUCAAGAGAGCACAGAUCACGUUCCCAAGACUGGCCAGAUGUGCCAGAUGUGGGUAAAAUAGAAGAACAGAACCCCGAAAUUCUUGCACAGAAAAUUCUAGAAACUGGUCGACAGAUAGAGGCUGCGAAGAUAUCAAAACCGAACGUCAUAGUCAACGGAUAUGCAAGGGAACCAGACCGACAUAUGGAUCACAGACAAUCAAAGACGGUCCACGUACAUCGCGCGCAACUGCAACCGCAACGCAGCGUCCAGCCGCCGCCGCUGGCGAGGCAGUCGCCCGUCAAAUCACAAAAACCUCUCAAUGUUGUGGGCAAAGUUCAGGAGUCACCGAAAGUGAUUAAUUUCGAGGACAGGCUCAAAAGUAUAAUUACAUCGGUGCUUAAUGAAGAUCAAGAGCAGCGGAAAGCGUCACGACUUGAGCCGCGACAGCCGGUUCCCAACCACGCGUAUGCUAACGGAUACGUGCGGCCGGCGGCGGCGGCGAGCGUCGGGCAUGGCGGCGCGCAGUAUGCGGCGCGCCCCGCCCUCACCGCCGCGCCGCCCGCCACCUCGCCCUACGCGCGCGCCGUGCGGGACGUGCGGGAUGUGCGGGACUCACGCGCACUGCGGGACGUACGCGACGUGCGGGACUCGCGGGAUAUGCGCGACGUGCGUCGCGAGCGAUUCGGCUACGAGCGGCGGGACGGGCGUCCACACGUGCAUCCCGAGCAGCGUGUUUCUGACCUGCGCCACCACCACGCCGCGCAACCAGACUAUACGCAGGUUUCUCCGGCAAAACUGGCCCUCCGCCGACAUUUGUCACAAGAAAGGCUUGCAGCGCCCGGUGCUCGCACCAUCGGCGACCUUGUUAACGGAGAGAUUGAACGCACGCUAGAAAUAUCAAAUCAGAGCAUUAUUAACGCUACCGUUAACAUGAGCGCCCGCUACCACGAACCCGUCUCUACAAAUCAACCGCUCGAAGGUCUCGCCGCUUGUCUGCAAGCUCGAGUUUUAGCAUCAGAAUAUUGGAGUGGGCGUGGCACCAAUGCAGGAGCAGCCAGUGGCGCGCCGGAACCCGAGGACGCUGGCCGUCGUCGCACCCCGCCGCCCGACCCGCACUCCAACACCUCCACCCCUCUCGUCGACGAGUUACCGGACGCCGUGCGGCCUCCAGAAGGCGAGGGCGGCGAGGAAGUCGAAGAGAGCAAGUGGCAGGACCGAAUAGCGUUUCGCUUCGAUCAGAUAAUAUCUUUCGCUUCUACGGCGAUGGAGGACAAACGGCGACGAUCGGACGAAGCGUGCAACACGUCGCCCGACUCGGGCAUAGGGCACGGCGAGGCCGCCCGCGGGCCCGCCGACGGUGGUGACGCGCGCGCGGCGGGCCCGGCGACGGACGCGCGCGUGGCCGCCGUGGCCGCGACGGGCGCGGGCGGGCCCAGCGCUGCGCGCUCGCCUUCCCCGCAGCCGCCGCACCACUUCAAGAAGCGCUUCUUCCGACGCGAGCGGUGGGGCGCGUGGAGCGGUGCGCCGCCGCCCGCCGCCGUGGACUGGGAGCGGCCGCCGAUGUGACGCCCGCGCAUCUAGCGCUGCGACGUGUGUCACUUCUCGCACCAGCGCUGCUCCUAGCGGGUCUCGCCGCUGCCUAGCGUAAUCGAACACUGCCACUCGAGAGGCGCUUCGAUCGCGUUCGCAACGUUGCUGUCGAUCGUGCUCCUCUCGAAUGUUGACUAUCAAUUUUGUUAAUUUUUUUUUUUUUUUCGAAUAUAUAAUGUAAUUAUGUAUAUUAAUGAGUUUAUUUUAUGUUUAAGAAUUGUAAUUAUUCAAUAUUAGGUUUAUGUCGUCGUUCAUACGGCACGCCCGAACGUCUAUCGCGCCGCGACGGAUUUGUAUUUCAUGUGUUCAUUUAGGUGUUAGUGUUCGAAAUACAUGAUUCGGUAACUGUGCGAUUCGUUCUCGCAUCGGUCGUUUAUUGUUUUUGUGUUUCGUUUUUGAUGUUUUAUGGAGAGCUCAGCCUGAAUAAUGUGAAUCAUUUCUUUGAGAAAUCUUAAAGCUCGAUGACGUGUGUUAAUAAAUAAAUUGUAAAUAUAAAUUAAUAAUUAAAUAAAACGCUAGUAAAAUUGUGGUCGACAUUUGAAAAUUUUCAAUUAUAAUAAUGAUAUAAAUAUUAGAAUCUUCCUAAUAUCGACAUCAUAACCGCUGCCUUAAUGGUACAUUCUUAACGUGACAGAAUUGUAGUUGUAAAAUAAGCCUUAAGCAAUACAUGAAUUAAUUGAUGGGUGAUUAUCUGAGAUACAUGCAAUACAAAAGUUUACGUAAAACAUGUGAUAUGUAAACAAUUAUAAUAUAUACAAAUUGUUUAGUGGUCAUUUAGCAUUUUUACAUGCAUUAAAUCACAUUUUUAGAUAUCUUUUUUCGUUCGUUGUAACUAUUGGAUGAGUAUAAAAUGAAUGAAUGAAGGUACUUAAUUUAUUACUUAGUGAUUAAAUAAAGCCAAACUUUUACAUUAUGUAAAAUCACACCAGUUUCUCGUGUAAACUAUUUCUAUACAUUACUUUCAACUAUAAUUUGUAAAAAAGAAUAAUUAUUAUAUAAAGUCUAAAAUACUAAAAGCAUAAACAAUAACACUGUAUUAAAGGGCUUUACAUAGAAUCAUCUGGUUCAAAAAAUAAUAAUAUUUUUUUAAUUUUUCUCUAAAAUAAUUAACUCAAUUAUGGGAGUCUUCAAUUUCUCAAACCAAUUACACAUGAGACAGAUAUUAAAAAGUUUUAUUUUUUAUUUUACCUUUUCAAAGAAGAUUCCAGGAAUUUAAAUUUAAUAACAAGACGUAUCCCGUCGAACAUAAGUAAUCACAGCCUUUUGUAAUAUCUAUAAAACAUUUCUCAGAUCAGAAAUGGCUAUCAUUAAAAUUACAUGAAGAAACUUCCAAUGUUUUGAUAUUAAUUAACACAAUUAAUAAAACUUACAAUUAUGUUGUGCCAAAAUUAAUAUUUGCAUAUUAUGCUUAAAUAUGUUAUCGAAAGAUAAUAAUGACAACUUUGCUCUAAACAUAAAAAAACAUAAUGGGGUAUAAAAACAUCAAAAGAGCAUUACAUUGAUGCAAAGGUUAACUAGCCAUGUGACGCAAUCAAACUAGCUAAAGCCCGAAAAUAGGUUUUUGAAAGAUGUGUUUUAAGUUUUUAUGUUUUUUAAUGUUUUUAUAUAUUAUGUACCACAUAUACGCCUUUUUUACAAAUAUGAUAUCCGUCGUGUAUGAUUAUUAUUUAUAUUUGUAUGUUAUUAUAUAAAAAUGUAAGCAAGAUACAUAUCCUUACUUUGGGCUUUACUGGUAAUAAACGAUCGGUGUUAAAUCGUGGUUAGCAUGCAUAACGUUCAUCGUUCAAUUUUAGAAUAUAUAUUUGGUGUCAACAUACUGUGAAAUAAUUGCGAUAAAACAAUAAUUAAUUACCUAUAAGUGUUCAUUUAUCGAUAUAGAACAUACUUGUAUUAAAAUAAAUAGCCACAAAACAAACCAAGAAAUAAAUGCCUUAUUAACACUGUAAAAAGAUAUUAGUAUAACAUGCAUGCAAGCCACUAUUCAGAAAUUAUAGGUAGUUAUUGCUAGAACAGGGUCUAUGUACUUCGAGGUUUUCGUAGUUAUAAAAUCACCGGCGCUAUAUCGAUAUUCCUGUAUGUAAUUUUUACACGAUUAAAAGCUCACGAAGAUUUAUCCGCCUUUUAGCAAUAAGGCUUUACAAAGUUAAAAUUAAAAUCUUCAUACUAAAUGUUUUUAUGUAAUAAUUAUUGACUUUUUUCUGUAUUAUUAAAAAUAUUGUGAAAAUGUACUUACUUAUAAUAAUGAAGACGAUUUUCUCAUGAAUAUGUUUGUUAGUUACUCGUUUUAAGUGCCCGUUUUAUUAAAAUUAUUUUGUAUUAAUACAACAUUUAAAGUUUUAAAUUUAUUUUUAAAGGUUGACCUAAUAAGAUUUUAUAUAUUUAAUAAUUGGCAGCUUUACGCAUGUAUUUGUGUAAAGGGAUUCAAAGAGUUGGGUAUGGGCAUUGCUAUUGUAUUUUAAUCAGUUAUCACUUUCGCUGAAAAUUUGUAGAUUAAACGCUAGAGACAUUUUAUGAGAAAGUGAACUUUAUUUCGUUCUUUUCUUGCGUGUUGUAAUUAUUUUUUUAAUAAAUGUCCAUAUCCGUUUGGUGCACUAUUAAAACGUAAGUAAGAAUUUUCAAGAUUAUAUUAAUAUGAUAGUGUAAAGUAAUAUAAAACAUGAGCAAUGGUUAUAAUUAAGACCGACAAAAAUUGCGUUCAGUGAAUGAGAUUUUUAAGAUAUUAUAAUGAUUAUAAUACAUAAACGACUUCUAAUUUUAUUAAACUUUUUUUUUAUAAACUGUCAUAAUCUAUAGUGGCCUAAAUUAUAUUACUUUUUAAUAUGCACUAAUUUAAUUUAUCUUUAUACAGACGAUAAAAUCUAACAAUAAUAAUAUUAUAUAACAGGUCGUUUUGUGUAUUAUAAACAUUGGAGUGCACUGGUUUGAUUGUGCCUGUAAAAUUCACCAAUGCCGCUCCAAACCUCAAAAUUGUGUAUUUGUAAAAUAAGUUAGCUUUUAAAUCGGUUCUAAAGUACCAGUAGUAAGGUAGUGUAUAUUGGCAUUCAAUUAAGCGUUUCGAGAUUAAGUCCAAGAGUGAUUACAUUAUUCAGUUUUGACUAACCUUUAUUUUUUUAAUGGGGAAAUGAGCUAAUCAGUGUGACGUUAGUGUCUAAAAUAGUACAAAUGAGAAGACUUAUUGUCGUAAGCCUCGGACUUUUCAACAUUGCAAAUGCUAGGUUUGAGAUGUAUCCCUGUGUACUAGUUUUAUUUUGUACUAAAAGGUUAAAAUAAAUGAGUAAUUAUA